AUGGGGUUUCUGUACAACCAGCCCAGCGUGCUGGCAGGAUACAUACGUUUUCUCAAAGAUUUUCUGGAGUCAGCGGAGGAGCAUUACUUUUUUGGAUUUCGAGUGCAUUACUACUUGUUUACAGAUCAACCAGAAGCAGUUCCUGAAGUAAAGAUGGGUGAAAAUCAUCGUUUGACAGUUCGGACGGUUCCGAGUAUGGACAGAUGGCAGGACAUCAGUAUGGGCAGGAUGGAAAUACUGGAAAAACUAAUGGAGAAUGAACUGGCCAAUGAAGCUGACUAUAUUUUCUGCCUGGACGUGGAUACAAAGUUUCAUGGCCGCUGGGGGUCGGAGUCUUUGGGUCGUCUGGUCGGUGUGAUACAUCCUUGGUUCUUUGAUUAUCCAAGGAAUCAAUUCACAUAUGAGCGUAGACCAGAGUCUCAAGCAUUCAUUCCAGCUGGGGAAGGUGAUUUUUAUUACACUGCUGCUGCAUUUGGUGGCUCAUUGGCGGAUGUACAUCAUCUCACCAAAACCUGCCGGGAGCAGAUGAACAUUGAUGCAGCAAACUCCAUUGAGGCAGUAUGGCAUGAGGAGUCUCACUUGAACAAGUAUUUCCUUUAUAACAAACCCAGUAAACUACUCUCUCCUGAAUAUCUGUGGCGGGACAUCAAUAUCAGUGUAGGCCAAGUGAAAAUAAUUCGCUUCUCUCAUGUAGCUAAAAACAAUGCUGAAGUUCGCCCAAAUACGUAACAGCUGUUGCCAGCACUCAGCUGACAGGCCUACUGAAAGAGAAUCUCAAGUAAUAGUGACAUGAGGGACGUUGACAUCUGCCACCAAAAUCAUAGUCAUGCACAAACAAUUAUGAGCAUAAUGUUGGUAUGUGGCACCAGGAACAAAUCUGCCAAAAUCUUUUUGAACGAACACUGAUAUAAACUUUUUACAGUACUCUUCAGUUUGUGUAAUUAAAAAAAAAAAAAAUUUAAAGAGAGUUGAGGGAGGAAAUUUAGCUACAGAAAUCAGGUCUGAAGCUGAACCAAUUGUGAACUUGAAAGAAAUGUAAAUGUUUUUUUCUGGGUACUCCUGCAUAAAUAUGAUUUUAGUUUUCAGCAUGAUCUCAUUACUAUUCAUAGUUAUUUGCAUGCAAGGUUGC
Ctenopharyngodon idella (grass carp) is the source of this 1129-nucleotide messenger RNA. Its product is annotated as histo-blood group ABO system transferase 2-like. Gene Ontology annotation, molecular function: hexosyltransferase activity. Gene Ontology annotation, cellular component: vesicle; Golgi apparatus; membrane. The transcript is spliced from 3 exons. Lineage: Eukaryota; Metazoa; Chordata; Actinopteri; Cypriniformes; Xenocyprididae. The record is from RefSeq and is a predicted model, not a curated record. Gene Ontology annotation, biological process: carbohydrate metabolic process. The coding region runs from base 1 to 729 and encodes 242 amino acids.